Salvia splendens (bonfire salvia) is the source of this 1597-nucleotide messenger RNA. RefSeq lists its product as uncharacterized. Bases 322 to 1464 code for a protein of 380 amino acids. The record is from RefSeq and is a predicted model, not a curated record. The transcript has 5 exons. NCBI's taxonomy places the organism in Eukaryota, Viridiplantae, Streptophyta, Magnoliopsida, Lamiales, Lamiaceae.
AAUAAAUAAAACUCUAAAAUUUAAAAUUUUAAUGUCCGAUACAUCCAACAAAAGUCCAACGAAAAUUUAAUUUAAUACAUCCUUCGUUCUAAAGAAAAUCGGGUACUUCAGCGCGGGCAGCCACGAACUUGAACCGAUCAUACCUACACUAAAUUUAAUGAUUAAGUAAGCAAAUACUCAAAUAAUUAAUAAGAAAAUAAAACUAAAACUAAAAAUUAUUAUUUAAUAUAUAUAUUUAUAUGCUUAUCCAAGAAGGAAUCCUUGUCAUGGCAGCAUUUAAUGCUGCCUUAAUGAGUUGUAGAAAUAAAGAGGGCUGCAUUAAUGAAGUGUGGAAAAAUAUCUCCCAACAAAUCAUCCACCACAUUCUCUGACAGAAGAUGUUGUAUAUAUAUACACAUAUGCAAAUCAUCCCCCACAUCCUACCAACAACGUGUAAUUCCACCACAUCCUACCAACAAAAUCGGAGCAAGGGGAGGAAGAGGAGCGAGGGCGGCAAGAGAUCAAUCCAUAACCGAGAAAGACCACCGAACAAGGUUACCUCCGCAAGUAAAGUCGGGACGAAAGAUUCAAGUUAAGGAAACUAAACGAUCAAGGAUACGUCUUCAUCUAGUCAAAAUAUGGCGAAUCAGUUACCGGCGGCAAAUGUUCGCCAACGGAAAUCAGAUACUGGUUGCAAACGGCGUGUUCCAACCGGCGCCGAUGCUCGCCAACGGAAAUGGAGUUUUUCAGCCCGGACUUCUACAAUCAAAUGUGGAUACGUCUUCAUCGAAUCAAAAUAUGGCGAAUCAGUUACCGGCGGAAAAUGGCAAUCAGUUACCGGCGGCAAAUGGCUUGGUCGGCAACGGAAAUCAGAUACCAGCUGCAAAUGGCGUAUUCCAACCGGCGCCAAUGCUCGCGAACGGAUAUCAGAUACCAGCUGCAAACGGCGUGUUCCAACCGGCGCCGAUGUUCGCGAACGAAAAUCGAAUACCAGCGGUAAACGGCGUGUUCCAACCAGCGCCGAUGUUCACGAAGGGAUAUCAGAUACCAGCUGCAAACAGCGUGUUCCAACAGGCGCCGAUGUUCGCCAACAAAAAUCAGACACCAGCGGCAAACGGCGUGUUCCAACCGGCGCAGAUGUUCGCCAACGAAAAUCAGACACCAGCAGCAAGCGGCGUGUUCCAACCGGCGCCGAUGUUCGCCAACGGAAAUCAGAUACCAGCGGCAAACGGCAUGUUCCACCCGGCGCCGAUGUUCGCGAACGGAAAUCAGAUACCAUCUGCAAACGGCGUGUUCCAACUGGCACCGAUGUUCGCCAACGGAAAUAAGAUACCAGCUGCAAACGGCGUGUUCCAACCGGCGCCGAUGUUCACCAACGGAAAUCAGAUACCAGUGGCAUACGGCGUGUUCCAACCGGCGCCGAUGUUCGGCAACGAAAAUGGAGUUUUUCAGCCUGGACUUCUACAACCAAAUGUGGUUAUUUAAAAUGAUUCAAGUAACUGGCAUAACAGAAUUGUUCUGUUAUACUCCAUACAAACGGUACUCCACAGUAUUGUUUCAAAAUUUUACACACAUGAUAAAUCUUCAUCGAAUCAAAAUACGGCGAAUCAGUUACCGG